Messenger RNA from Microplitis mediator, 2831 nucleotides. RefSeq lists its product as uncharacterized. The coding region runs from base 1614 to 2522 and encodes 302 amino acids. The record is from RefSeq and is a predicted model, not a curated record. NCBI's taxonomy places the organism in Eukaryota, Metazoa, Arthropoda, Insecta, Hymenoptera, Braconidae. The transcript has 3 exons.
GAAAUCUUAUUUUUCAAAAAUAUUAAAUGUGAGUUAAACGACCAGUUGUUAACGCUAGACGAUGAUGUUGAUGCCUACACCCCAGAAAUUGAUGACAUGAGAAAUCGAAAUUCUUCGGAUUCGAUACCAAAUCUACAAAACUUGAGUGCAAUAAAUAAUUGGUCGGAUCAUGAUUAUUCAUUACCUUUUGAGAAAGUUUAUGAAGAUAUAAAUAAUAACUCUACUGAGAUUUUCCAUUCUACUAUUGAUACAGAUCAACAAUCAUUUGAUAAAGCGCAUAAUCAUACAACUGACUCGAAAGAUCCUGAUUAAGUGCCAGAUAUUAAUCGAAGUCAAGAGUCAAUAACUCAAAAUCUAAGUGAAGAAGAUAUUUCAAGGAAUGCUAUAGUUGAAAUGGAAUCUAAUGUAAUGAAAAAUGUCACUCCUUCAGCGUUUGAAAAUGGAGAUGUUGAAUCAUAUCAAAUAAUCUUAGGAUCGGGCGCUCCUGACCCGUCUAAGAUGCAUGUGAAAGAUACUAAAGAUGAAAAAGAACAUUAUUGUGGUUUUUGCAAUAAAAAAGUCUAUCGAUAUGGUAGACACUUGGCAGUUCAUGAAAAAAUUCCUGAAGUUGCUUUAAUUUUAAAAAUGGAAAAAAAGAGUAAACAGCGCAAAGCGGCAAUUGAUAAUCUGCGAAUAGCUCACGAUUCAAAAUGAAACAAUGAUUCUACUGUCAACGAUGGAGAGUUGAUUGUUUUACGGCGUCCAAACAAACCAAAAGUACUAGAAAAUAAUGAGAAGCAAAUUAAAAUUCCUGAUGAAGUGCCGAAAGAAAAUGAAUCGGGGAAUGAAGAGUCAAAUGACCUAGAAGGAAUUCAAGAAAAUCCUGUCGAUAAAAUAACUAAGAAAGAAAAUGUCAAAAACAUCAUGACUCCUAUGGAUUAUACCUUAUGUCCUGAUCGUAAAGGAUUUGUAAGGAUUUCAAAUGUUUGGCAUCAUUACAAAAGAUGUUUGAGACGUAAAAAUAAACCUACAAAAACUGACAGUGUUUUGCCUUUAAGUAGAAUGCUAACUGGUCGAAUUCAUUAGUAUGCUAAUAAUAUUGUGAAACGUGACAUUUUCCCAUAUUUACGUGACGACAACAUUACAGCUGCUAUCAGAUAUGAAGAGUUGGUCAUUUUGUACGCUAAUGAACUCGCUGAAAAAUUUCCAUCGCCAGAAGAUCACGCUAUGAUCCGCCGAAAAUUGCGUAUGUUAGGUAGAUUUAUCACAGCAGCUAAUAAAAUUUCAGUUCCUGAAAAGCAUAGCUUAAUGUCUUUGCUGUCGCCUAAAAACUUUCAACUGUGCAUAAAAGCUGUGUAUGAUGUAGCUGGCUACAAUGAAAAAGAACGUUCUUUCACGGCAACUUUCAGUGUUCCACUGCAGUUGCAAUUGGUACAUCACUUAAAUAUAUUGCUGAGUUUUUAAUAACGGUUUAUAUUCAGAGAGAAGAUAAUCCAAAUGAAAAACAAACUGAAAAUUUUAUCAAAUUAGCAAAUAAAAAGUUUGAAAUUAUCAACCGAAUAGCAGCAGAAACUUUAGCAAAAAGGAAACGAAACAAAAUAAUUAAUCUUCCUAGCUGCGCUGACAUUGAAAAAAUGACAGAUUAUUUAGAGGAAAAGCGUAAGACUGCUUAUGAUUCACUUCAAAUCGAAUAUUCAUAUCGAGCUUGGCUUGAGCUCCGUGAAAUGAUAUUUUUGCUAUUACAAAUUUUUAAUCGAAGGAGACAAGGUAAAAUCUCGAAAGCUGAAAUCGAAGAAUUUAAAAAGUGCACAAGUAUAGAUGGCCAAACGAAUAAGGACACAUUUAAUUCACUCAAUGAAAAAUGUAAAGACCUUGCUAGAACGUUUUUUCAUUUUCAAAUUCACGGAAAAUUGCAACGUACUGUUCCAGUUUUGGUCCAUAAAGGAAUAUAUGAAAGUCUUCAGCUCUUUUUAGAUUUGCGUGGAACCGCAGGGGUUUCUCCUGAAAAUCAAUUUAUUUUUGGUUUACCAGGAUUAACUGAUAAACGUGAGAGGCGCUUACACGCUUAUGCUGUGAUGUCGAAACACUCUGUUUUAUGUGGUGCUGAUGAUCCUUCGUCCCUGCGUGGAACUAAUUUGAGGAAACAUAUUGCUACUUUAUUAGCAGAAUAUAAUUUUUAUGAUAGCGAUUUGACUGACUCAGCUAAUUUUUUAGGUCACGAAGAAAAGAUACAUAAGAGUCAUUACUGUCAACGGACAAACCGGGAGAUUCUGGUAGUUUCUCAGUUUUUAGAAAGAGGGAGUAAGCCUUUGAACCCUCGUACAGACCUAAGUGAUAUAUCUGAAAAUAAUUCUCAACAGAAUAGUACAAUUGAUUCUGUAGAAGAAACACACGUAAGAAAACGUUGUGCUACAGAGUCAUUAUCACCAGAAAUUUCAAUUAAAAAACAAAAAAUUUCCAGGCAAAAUCCUAAAAAAAUUGAUAAAAGCAAAAAAAAACUAUUCAACGAAAAGCGUGGACUAAGAAGGAAAAAAAUUUAUUGAGAGAAAAAUUUGGUACUCUCAUCCGUAGUCAUGCUUAUCCACCUUUGAAAGAAAUUAGGGAGAUGCUUAAAGAAAAUCCAGAUGUUUUUGGAGAAAGAACGGAAGCUCAAAUAAAAACUUUGUUUUUCAAAUUUAUAUAAACAUAAAAAAUAAUUUGAUGAGUGACCACAUUUCUUUACUUCUCAUAUUAACAAAUAUGUCCUACUAUAACUUAUAAUAUAUUAUUUUUUAUUCUUAUUUAUUUUGAAUUUACCUUCAUUUAAAAAAUUAUAGCGAUUGUUAUAAAAAAUAUAGUAUAUGAUGUUUAUU